Molecule: messenger RNA, 780 nt
Organism: Sodiomyces alkalinus F11
Lineage: Eukaryota; Fungi; Ascomycota; Sordariomycetes; Glomerellales; Plectosphaerellaceae
Product: endoglucanase-4
Exons: 1
Coding region: 1-780 (259 amino acids)
Source: RefSeq, a predicted model, not a curated record
AUGGCUCAGAAGACUCUGCUCGCUACCAUCCUCGGUGCGGCCUCCGUCGCCGCCCACGGUUUCGUCGAGACCAUCACGGUCAACGGCCAGACAUACGAGAGCUACAACCCGGCAACCUUCCCCUACAUGCCGAAUCCCCCGCCCGUGCCCGGGUGGACGGCCGACUUCCCGGACCUGGGCUUCGUCGAGCCCGCGGCGGCCGGCAACCCGGACAUCAUCUGCCACCGCUCCGCGACGCCGGGCCAGUCGCACAUCUCAGUCAGCGCGGGCGACACGCUGACGCUGCAGUGGACCCCGUGGCCCGAAUCGCACAAGGGUCCCGUGAUCGACUACCUCGCCAACUGCAACGGCGACUGUUCCAACGUUGACAAGACGAGCCUCCAGUUCUUCAAGAUCGCCGAGCAAGGGCUCAUCACGCCGGGCGACCCGGCCACGGCCUUCUGGGCCGCCGACAAGCUGAUCGCCGACGGCGAGGUGUGGGAGGUCACCAUCCCCGAGGACAUCGCGCCCGGUUCGUACGUGCUUCGCCACGAGAUCCUCGCGCUUCACUCUGGUUCCCAGCCCAAUGGCGCGCAGUUCUAUCCUCAGUGCAUCAACCUCCAGAUUAGUGGCAGUGGCUCGGCCAACCCCAGUGGUGUCCCCGGUACUAGUCUCUACACGGCCCAGGAUCCGGGUGUUCUCUUUAACAUCUGGACCGCUGUUGAUAGCUACCCCAUUCCUGGCCCUCCUCUGUACAAUGCCCGCAAGACGCGCCGCCACGCGAAGGACAUCAAGGCCUGA